UCCGCGAGCACUUCAGGAACAAGAUGGCUGUCCCGGACGAAAAAAGUUGUUUUUCUACUUUUACGUCAACUUUUUGAUUGAAACCGUCGGAGCGCUUUUACUAACGUAUAGCGUAUCUACUGAAAUCAACCACGCUGUGGACCAACCACACUCAUUUUGGAGAGAACGUUGAGGAUUCCCAGCUCUUUUACAGCUAAGACGUUUCGUAAGAAAAAUAACGGAGGUGAAAGUGUUCUCGAGAAGAGGAGCCGGACUAAACUGAUAGCGAUCUACGGUCCUUCGCCGCUAUUUAUCUGCUUAGAACGGAAGUGAUAAUUUCAAUAACUUGGAGAAACUUAAAGCAUGAGUUCAUCCAGAGUCAGACCCCAGCAGCAGCCGGCCCGGUCCCCCAACAACUCGGACGUUAGCGAGGGGAUAGAGAUGGAGAACAUCCAGCACCAGGAGCUGGAGCUCGGGGAUGCAACUCCGUCCCCUCCGUCCAGGCAAGCGUGGAGUCGGGACAACCCUGGGUUUGAGCCCGAGGAUGGGAUCAUUCAAGCGGACUGGCCUCCGGCGAGCCCCGGGAGGAGGUCGGUUUCCACGGUCUCCAGUAGCAGCUGUAGCAGCGGCCUCGGAGGCUUCACCGGCGGCGGCAGCAGCAGCAACAUCCCCCGGGGUGGACCGUAUCCCAGCCCGAGCGUGGAUGCUCGGCAGGGAAAACACGAGCACCGUGGCUGCUUGAAGCAGAUACUUCAUAAAAUCAGAGUGUUGUGGGGCACUGAACUGAUGGAGGACAGCGACAGCAGCCGGGAACGUUACCUCAGGAACGUGCUGAGAGAGAUGGUCACUUACGUUGCGUUCCUCAUCGUUUUAUGCAUCUUGACUUAUGGGAUGGUCAGUUCCAACAUGUAUUACUACACCAAAGUGAUGUCUCAGCUGUUCCUGGACACACCGCUCUCGGCCGGACACCCUUCCACUUUUAAGAGCCUCUCCACGAUGGACGACUUCUGGAAGUUCACAGAAGGCCCCUUCCUCAACGGCAUGUACUGGGAAGUGUGGUACAACAACAAGAGCCUGCCGGAGAAUCAGAGUCUUAUUUACUAUGAGAACCUUCUACUUGGGGUCCCUCGUCUCAGACAAGUGAAAGUGCACAAUAAAUCCUGCUCCGUUCAUGAAGAUCUGAAAGACACAGUUCAGGACUGCUUCAACAUGUACACCUCGUCCAAUGAAGACAAAGCCCCCUUUGGGCCAAAGAACGGAACUGCGUGGACGUACACAACAGGGAGCAGUUUAAAUGGUAGCAGCCAUCGAGGUCAGGUGUCCUGGUAUGGAGGCGGAGGAUACUACCAGGACUUGUCUCGCACCAUGGAGGGCUCUGCAGUGCAGCUGCGCUUUCUCAAAGACCAUCUGUGGUUGGACCGCGGCACCAGAGCCGUCUUCCUCGACUUCUCCGUCUACAACGGCAACGUCAACCUCUUCUGCAUUGUCAGGUUGCUGGUGGAAUUCCCUGCCACAGGUGGGGCCGUGACCUCCUGGCAGUUCCAGACAGUGCGGCUGAUCCGAUACCUGUCUAGCUGGGACUACUUUGUGGGCUUCUGCGAAGUGUUGUUCUGCCUGUUCAUCCUCUACUAUGUGGUGGAGGAAGUACUGGAGAUCCGGAUUCACCGGCUGCAUUACUUCAAGAGCGUGUGGAAUUGUCUAGAUGUCAUCAUCGUGGUGCUGAGUGUCGUGGCUAUCAUCAUGAAUAUCGCCAGAACAGCCAUGGUCGGAAAUCUCCUCAAGGGGCUGUUGGAGAAACACAACACCCACCCCAACUUUGAGACUUUGGCCUACCUGCAGGUCCAGUUCAACAACGUGGCUGCUGUUAUUGUCUUCUUCUCCUGGGUCAAGCUCUUUAAGUUCAUCAACUUCAACAAGACCAUGAGCCAGUUGACAGGCACCAUGUCCCGCUGCGCCAAAGACCUGGUCGGGUUCGCCAUCAUGUUCUUCAUCAUCUUCCUGGCGUACGCUCAGUUGGCCUACCUGGUGUUCGGAACCCAAGUCAAUGACUUCAGCACGUUCCAAGCCAGCAUUCUGACGCAGUUCCGGAUCAUCCUGGGAGACUUUGACUUCUCCGAGAUUGAGAGCUCCAAUCCGGUGCUGGGGCCGAUCUACUUCACCACCUUUGUCUUCUUCAUUUUCUUCAUUCUCAUGAACAUGUUCCUGGCUAUUAUCAACGACACCUACUCUGAGGUGAAGGCAGACAUGUCUCAGCAGAGGUCAGAGAUGGAGAUGACGGACCUCAUCAAAAAGGGCUGCAACAAAGCCCUGAGGAAGUUGCGGCUGAAAAAGACGGCGGUGGAUGACAUCUCUGACAGUCUCCGGCAGGCCGGCGGGAAGCUCAACUUUGAUGAACUCCGGCAGGAUCUGAAAGGGAAGGGCCACUCGGACGCAGAGAUCCAGGCCAUAUUUGCCAAGUACGACCACGAUGGCGAUCAGGAACUGACGGAGCACGAGCACCAGCAGAUGAGAGACGACCUGGAGAAAGAGCGAGAGGACUUGGACCUGGAACGCAACUCCAUGACGCGGCUCGGCAGUGGGCGGGGCUUCCCCAGAGUGCAGGAUGACUCGGAGGAGGACGACGACGAGGAUAGCGGCCACAGCUCCCGUCGGCGAGGCAGCAGCUCCGGAGGAGUUUCCUACGAGGAGUUCCAAGUGUUGGUGAGACGAGUGGACCGCAUGGAGCACUCGAUCGGCAGCAUUGUAUCCAAAAUUGAUGCCGUCAUUGUGAAGCUGGAAACUAUGGAGAGAGCAAAACUGAAACGCAGAGAUGUUCUGGGUCGACUUUUGGAUGGAGUCAUGGAAGAUGAACGACUGGGGCGGGACACAGACGCUCACCGAGAGCAGAUGGAGAGGCUGGUGAGGGAGGAGCUGGAGCGCUGGGAGUCAGACGAUGUGGUCUCGCAGGUCAGCCACCCGCCUCCAGCCACGCCGGUGCCCCUUCGCCAGCGUCCCGCCUCCACCCUGUCCACAGAGGAGCUCGACACAAGCGGGAGUGCACAUGUGUAGACUUCAGAAGUAACUUAUUUGGACAUGAUCUCCGCUUAAAUCCUGAAAACUUUAUGUGCACGUGACCUGAAUUCCGCAUGAGAAGCCUCCACCGCUGUACAUAUUCCUCAUAUUCUCCACAAAUGCCAAAAAAGCCGUUUUUAAUGUGCAUUUAUGAAGAGCAAUAGCAAGUGUAGUACAUUGCCUCACUCGUCAUUUAAGCUUCCUUUUAUGAUACAUAUUGUAACUUAAAACAAACUUCGAUUUGGAGUGCAUUGUGUGUUCAUGGGAAACCCAUGCAUUUACAUUUGACUGUACUUUUUUAAUAUGUUUAAUAAAAGUUGUACA
Synchiropus splendidus (mandarinfish) is the source of this 3354-nucleotide messenger RNA. RefSeq names its product polycystic kidney disease 2 (gene pkd2). Gene Ontology annotation, biological process: potassium ion transmembrane transport; detection of mechanical stimulus; release of sequestered calcium ion into cytosol. Lineage: Eukaryota; Metazoa; Chordata; Actinopteri; Syngnathiformes; Callionymidae. The transcript has 15 exons. Gene Ontology annotation, molecular function: muscle alpha-actinin binding; potassium channel activity; calcium ion binding. Gene Ontology annotation, cellular component: membrane. The record is from RefSeq and is a predicted model, not a curated record. The coding region runs from base 343 to 3027 and encodes 894 amino acids.